Orcinus orca (killer whale) is the source of this 4080-nucleotide messenger RNA. RefSeq names its product peroxisome proliferator activated receptor delta (gene PPARD). Gene Ontology annotation, cellular component: nucleus. The record is from RefSeq and is a predicted model, not a curated record. The transcript is spliced from 7 exons. NCBI's taxonomy places the organism in Eukaryota, Metazoa, Chordata, Mammalia, Artiodactyla, Delphinidae. Bases 924 to 2249 code for a protein of 441 amino acids. Gene Ontology annotation, biological process: regulation of lipid metabolic process; positive regulation of transcription by RNA polymerase II; negative regulation of transcription by RNA polymerase II. Gene Ontology annotation, molecular function: RNA polymerase II cis-regulatory region sequence-specific DNA binding; zinc ion binding; nuclear receptor activity.
UCGCUAACAGUGUUACGUUUGCUUAACAUUAUGUCAUAGAUCAUCCACAUUCCAUAUUUGUUCUCUGGUUUCCUUGUCAUCGGGUUUCGGUUAACGUUUCUUAUGGGAGCCCGCGGAGGUGAUGAGUGCUUCCUGUUACUUCACAUAAGGAGGCAUGAUGAUGCCAGUUGCCCCUGUAAAGGUGAUGCUGACUUUAGUCACCUGGUAGGUUGGUGUCUCUGAAGGCUGCUUUUGUUUUAAGGCAGAGAACUUUGGAAGGAACUUUUCAAUGACUUUUAGGAAUAACUGACAGCCAUGUUGGAAAAGAGACAGUUUCUCUGUCAGUUGCACCUGCUAUUGAGAAACAUCUUGGUGUAGUCAGAAAACCCCUGAGAGCCAGGAAACUGGCACUGGGAACCCAGCUCUACAGCCAUCUCUCCCCAUGACUGUAGACAAGUUAUGUCAUCUCUCUGGGCUGGGCGAUUGUACUUAUAAGCAAAUCGUCACUCAGAGAAAUGAAGCAGUUUGCCCAAGGCCACUCAGCUAGUGAGCGGCAGAGCUGGGGUUCAGACUCAGCUCUAGCUGGGACAAAGCCCUGCCCUUGCCCUCACCCCAGUCCGCCUUGUCUGGGGUGGCUGGUCACUGUUAGGGUGGCACCAGGCACUAGUGCUCAGAAGCAAAAGAACACCAGCACCUGGAGGAUGUGGGGAAAGAGGGAAGAGGAGGUGCCUGUCCCACCUGGGCUCUCCGCACGUGGCAGGUGGCUCCAUAGGAAGGUCAGCGGGCUGUCGGGCACUCCUCCGCCACCCUUGGAAUAAACGCUUUCGCACAGGUGUGACAGAGGCUGACAGGAACUGCCCUGUAGAGGUCCAUCUGUGUUCAGACCCAGAAGAUGCCAGAGCUAUGACCGGGCCUGCAGGUGUGGUGCCGAGGGGAAAUCAGCCAUGGAGCAGCCACCGGAGGAAGCCCCUGAGGUCCGGGAAGAGGAGGAGAAAAAGGAAGUGGCAAGGGCAGAAGGAGCCCCAGAACUCAAUGGGGGACCAGGGCACUCACUUCCUUCCAGCAGCUAUACAGACCUCUCCCGGAGCUGCUCUCCACCCUCGCUGCUGGACCAGCUGCAGAUGGGCUGCGAUGGGACCUCGUGUGGCAGCCUCAACAUGGAGUGCCGGGUGUGCGGGGACAAGGCAUCAGGCUUCCACUACGGUGUUCACGCGUGCGAGGGGUGCAAGGGCUUCUUCCGUCGAACAAUCCGCAUGAAGCUGGAAUACGAGAAGUGUGAGCGGAUCUGCAAGAUCCAGAAGAAGAACCGCAACAAGUGCCAGUACUGCCGCUUCCAGAAAUGCCUGGCACUGGGCAUGUCGCACAACGCCAUCCGCUUUGGCCGGAUGCCAGAGGCUGAGAAGAGGAAACUGGUGGCAGGGCUGACGGCAAACGAGGGGAGUCAACACAACCCCCAGGUGGCUGACCUGAGGGCCUUCUCCAAGCACAUCUACAGUGCCUACCUGAAAAACUUCAACAUGACCAAAAAGAAGGCCCGUGGCAUCCUCACCGGCAAGGCCAGCCACACGGCGCCCUUUGUGAUCCACGACAUCGAGACAUUGUGGCAGGCAGAGAAGGGCCUGGUGUGGAAGCAGCUGGUGAACGGUCUGCCCCCCUACAAGGAGAUCAGCGUGCACGUCUUCUACCGCUGCCAGUGCACCACGGUGGAGACCGUGCGUGAGCUCACCGAGUUCGCCAAGAGCAUCCCCAGCUUCAGCGACCUCUUCCUCAACGACCAGGUGACCCUUCUCAAGUAUGGUGUGCACGAGGCCAUCUUUGCCAUGCUGGCCUCCAUCGUCAAUAAGGACGGGCUUCUGGUGGCCAACGGCACUGGUUUUGUCACCCGUGAGUUCCUGCGCAGCCUCCGAAAGCCCUUCAGUGACAUCAUCGAGCCCAAGUUCGAGUUUGCUGUCAAGUUCAAUGCCCUGGAACUUGAUGACAGUGACCUGGCUCUCUUCAUCGCGGCUAUCAUUCUGUGCGGAGAUCGGCCAGGCCUCAUGAACGUGUCACAGGUAGAGGCCAUCCAGGACACCAUCCUGCGCGCCCUCGAGUUCCACCUGCAGGCCAACCACCCUGACGCCCAGUACCUCUUCCCCAAACUGCUGCAGAAGAUGGCUGACCUGCGGCAGCUGGUCACCGAGCACGCCCAGAUGAUGCAGCGGAUCAAGAAGACAGAGACCGAGACCUCGCUGCACCCCCUGCUCCAGGAGAUCUACAAGGACAUGUACUGAGGGCUUCUCUGUCGACCAGCCGCUGAGCACUGGGCCUGGUGGCCGAGGGGGAAUCACACACAGUCGGCCCACCUCCCUCUCCUUUCCCCGGCUCCCUCCCUUCUCAGCUCCUCUGUCUUCUCUCAUUUCUUUGUUCUUUUUCUUCCUUCCUCUCUCACCCUCCCUUUCUCUUUCCCCAUCUCCGUGUCUGUCCCUCUUCCUCUUCCUGUGAGGCAGUUUGUGUUAUUUCACCAGCAGCACAGAACAGCACCUCUGCUUCCCCACCACCACCACCACCACCCCCCCCACCCCCCCCCCCCGCACCCCGCAGCAGGAGGGGCCGGGCCUGCCCUCUGCACCAACAGUCCCCUUCUCCCGUCUUCAAUCUUCACAGCAAAGGGCUCGAGCCAUCCAAAGAAACACUAAGCUCUCUGGGCCUGGCUUCCCAGGGAAGGUAAGCAGGGCCAGGGCUGAGUGCAGAGCGGCCCCUGGUCACCGGGUCCCUGGCGGAGGAUGCCUCCCCCAGCAGGCGGCCCGGCCGGGGCUUUAGCUUGGCUCCCAGCAGGCAGCACACACCUCAGCCCUGCUGAGCCGCCGCCCUUCCCUUCUUUUCACCGGUCUCGCAGGCCAGUGUCACUGAUGGCCCCCGCGCUGGCCGCUGGGGGACACGCGCCCAGCCUGGAUAGAGGUGGGGGUCCCUACACCCCCACUGACGAGGAGCGAGCUUAAAGAGAGGCGGAGGGAGGUAGGGGAGAUGGCGAGCCGGAGACUUGCUUCUGAGCCCAGGCCUGGGGCGGGUCCCCCAUCAGCACCCCACUCUGUCUGCCUCUCUGCAGCAGCCACCGACUCCUGCCUACAGGUGUCGGCACCGCGCUCCCCCAGGCAGCGCCAGGGCCUGGCCUCACAAGCGCCCCUCCUUUCUCUGGCCUCCCGGAGACACUGGCAGUGGCUCCAGCCCAGCUGAAACUCACUCCCCACACACACUCCCUCCAGCCCACACACCACAAGCACUGAAAUCACUUUACCUGCAGGUUCCACACCUCUCACCCUCCCCUCCCUGAGGCAGGCGAGUGCCCAGAGGGGCCUGCAGGUGGACGGGCAGAGCUGUGCCCCUGUUCCCGAGGCUAGGCCAGAUCCCUUGGUGGGCACGGGGUCCUGUGGACCCAGCCCAGCACCUGCUUACAGGGGAGGUACUGGGGAUAAACUGAUCCUUCUCGUUUGUGACACCCUCUGUCCCAACAACUCUGCUGCCCUCCCCUUUUCCUUGUAUUUGGCCCAGCUGGUCACCUGGAACUCUCCCUGUACUGCCUCUGGUGACCAAGGACCUUGCUAGGCCCAGUCCCACUCGUGGCCCCGCCCCUCCCCCUCAUCCCCAUUGAUAAGCACUCACCCCAGAGGAGGGGCAGAAGCACAGCUUGGAGCGCUGCCGUCAGAGCAGAGGACAGAGAGCCUACCCAGGCUGCUUCUCCAGGGAGGAAACAGGUCUGGAGGAGUGAGGGGCUGGCUGGUGUCUCUGAGAAAGGUGGCAGGACAUGUGGGGUUAGAGCCCAGGCUUCCUGGGUCCUGUCUGGUCUUCCUUUUGGAGGGGCCUUUCCAUGCCUGAGGAUCACUCUCUACUGGCAAGAUUCUCCCCUCCCCUCCCCUCCCCCGCCAUGCACCCCAUCCUCAUCCCCCUCCCCAGUUCUGGUACUGAGGAUACAGCUCUUCUCAGUGUCUGAACAAUCUCUAAAAUUGAAAUGUAUAUUUUUGCUAGGAGCCCCAGCUUCCUGUGUUUUUAAUAUAAAUAGUGUAUACAGACUGAUGGAACUUUAAAUAAAUGGGAAUUAAAUAUUUAAGAGUUGAUUUAAGCUAA